Staurois parvus is the source of this 409-nucleotide messenger RNA. The record is from the annotation of a GenBank genome assembly. NCBI's taxonomy places the organism in Eukaryota, Metazoa, Chordata, Amphibia, Anura, Ranidae.
UACAGGGAUGACCAGAGACUGCAGACACAGUACAGGGAUGACCAGAGACUGCAGACACAGUACAGGGAUGACCAGAGACUGCGGACACAGUACAGGGAUGACCAGAGACUGCGGACACGGUACAGGAGAUGACCAGAGACUGCGGACAGUACAGGGGAUGACCAGAGACUGCGGACACAGUACAGGGAUGACCAGAGACUGCGGACACAGUACAGGGAUGACCAGAGACUGCGGACACAGUACAGGGAUGACCAGAGACUGCGGACACAGUACAGGGAUGACCAGAGACUGCGGACACAGUACAGGGAUGACCAGAGACUGCGCACACAGUACAGGGAUGACCAGAGACUGCGGACACAGUACAGGGGAUGACCAGAGACUGCGGACACAGUACAGGGGAUGACCAGAG